CUUCCCUCGAGAUCUGUCACCUCAGGAAAAAGUAAAAAAAGAAAGAAAACCACCUUGGCAGACAGAAAAGAAGAAAAACAAAGGCGGCGAUAGUUCUGCCCCUGCUCCGCCGGUCUCAAGUUUUCCCCCCUCAAACUUGUCCCAUCCGCACAAUCCCGUCUGCCUCGACGGUUUUCUCUCCCUCGAUCUUCAUGGUGGAGUAGUCCCGUGUUAGGGGUUUUUUUCUUUGCAUUUUUCCCACAUUCCCUCCCUUCAUGAGUUAUCAAGACAUGUAUCACGACGCCGCACGAUCCCCUGGCUCUCAGCGGCAUCAGCAACCCCUACACCGUCAGCCUUCUCGUCAGUUUGACGCCUACGGUCCCAUGCCUGUCAACCCUUACGACGAGCAGAUGGCCCGUUACGAGUCCGCUCGCCUCGAGCGUCUCAACCCGUCCCUGCAGAACAACUACGGCUACGAUAUUUCCGGCUCCCAGACCUGGAACCCCAACGGUUUUGCCAACGCACAAUCCCUGGGAGGCAUUCGGUCGGCUUCGGCCAGCCUGAAACCAAAUGCCCGUGGACGUUCCGGCCUGCCCACUACGUGGCUCGACCAGCAGCCGAACAUGCCCCAAGCAUUUUCGAACCUCGGACCCGGUCCCAUUCAGAGCAGCGCGAUGCGACCGGAAGCCUCAGCUUCGUCCGCUGACGACGACGAAUUGAUCCCAACCGCGAUCGUCAUCAAGAACAUCCCCUUUGCCGUGAAAAAAGAGCAACUGGUGCAACUGAUGACCGAACUUAACCUCCCCCUCCCCUACGCGUUCAACUACCACUUUGAUAACGGCGUUUUCCGUGGACUGGCAUUCGCCAACUUCACAUCGGCAGAGGAGACAGCCACUGUGAUUGAGGUGCUUAACCACUUUGAAUUGCAGGGUCGGAAAUUGCGAGUCGAGUAUAAGAAGAUGCUCCCUCUUCAGGAACGGGAGCGGAUUGAGCGUGAGAAGCGUGAACGACGUGGCCAACUGGAAGAACAGCACCGGCCUAUGGGUGGUCCUCAGCUUCACACUCAGAGCUCCAUGUCCUCGCUCGCCUCGCACAUCCCGGCCACUUCUCCCUCGCCCGUGUCGCAACGCGGCCAGAAACUCGAUGUGGACUUGAAUGACACCCAGACCCUUCAGUAUUAUUCCCAACUACUCCUUUUCAAGGAAGAUACCGUCCGCGAUUCCGUGAUUUUCCCUCACAACUUGACCCCUUCCCAGCGUCGCACGGUGCACACUCUGGCUCACAACAUGGGCUUGGGCCACGCUUCUCGUGGCAGCGGUGAACAGCGCCAAGUUCAGGUCUUCAAGGUUGCCGCGGGCGCCAAUGUGAGCCCGCCGCUGUCUUCCAUCCCGCCUUCCGGCCAAUCGAGCGAUAGUGCUCGUCGUGGUCUGAACCGCGCGGCCACCAUUGACUUCAGCGAGGCUCGCAACGAGGCCCGCAAUGAAGGUGGACCUGGUGCUUUCAAUACCCUGCGUGGACAGAACUCUGGAUUCUUGGGUGUGCUAGACUCCCCUGGUAACUUUGCCAACGGCCAGAACUUGCGCGCUGCCAAGUCGUUCGCUGACCUGCGAUCCUACACUCCUUCGCCCGUGCCUUCCUCUGCCAGCUUCCCCGCCGCUUUGCAGUCGAACGGUGCCCGUCUUCAAUACGAGGGCACACCCACCGGUACCUCCAACACUCCCACUCUCACUCCCGCACAGUCUGGUUCUUCUCUUGGCAUGCAGCGUGAUGACAAUCUGCUGGUCAACAGCCUGGGUGGCCUUUCUCUUGGCACCGGUAUCGGUGGGCCCAACUCGAGUCCCCGUCGCCUGCGCGGCAUGUUCUCCUGGGAGCAGGAUAGCCAACACUCCAACGCGGGUGCUAUUGGCAGCAACCGCGGCAUGGGCGUCGGCUACGAUGGCCAGCAGGAGCGCAUGCCUAUCCGUCAGCCCCGUGGGCCUACCCCCGACAAGGGCACUGGCUUUCGCCGCCAAAACGGACACCAGUCUCGCGGGAGUGAUGAGCUCCGCACCAACUCCGGCGUAGAGAUCAUCGUGGAGUAAACAUUGGACGACUUAUUGAAGAUGGCGACUCCCCAACUUUUUUGCCAGCAUCCGACUGAUUUGCCGCGACACGAAUACGACUUGUAUUACGAGGCCCUGUUCUGCGAAUUACCGGCUUACGAUUCGAUGAGGGAUGACGAGAUGACACCAAAAAAAAGACCAGAAAAUCCUUUGUUUCGCUGAUCUAGCCAAGUUUUAGACGUUUCUUUUUUGGGGCAGCCCAACCGACGCAGUUUGGACGCGCUUUUUUUGAACUUACCGACUCGCAGUGUUCCUAGGGAACUCUGGACUUUGUUCUUUAUUCACUUUCUUCAUUUUUUAUUUCAAAUCUUUCUGAUAUUGCGGGCGCCUUGCAUGCAAAUCCAUGGCUUUCUAUUAUGCUGUCUCUGGCGGAACGAACUCCUGACGACCCCGAACGCCCCCUGGUGUUACCGGGACGCAUACGAAGAAUGACAACUCAAAAGACCCUCUGCCGACAGGCCAGAGAAACGACAAAUACCAGCAUUUUGCAUAUUCUUGUCUGUUCAGUUUGUACAUGGGGUGACUCGCAUCCAUUUUAAUGUUUCUGGCCCGCCUUUCCCCGACAGCCGUUUCCUCCAGGAAACUCAUGUUCGGCUUGUUCCGGGAGGGUGAUUGUGACAUGUCUUUUCAUUCUGUUUUACUCUACUUUCUGCCUCUUUGCUCUUUCCGCGUGCUUUUGACUGCUUGCCUCUUUUGAUCUGAUGUCGUCUUGCGGAAAGGUGCCCAGGGCGAACUCUGACGACUCUCUCAUGAGUACAUGUAUAUGGUACUCGGCAGGUGCAGAGUGUAAUGCAUCCUAUCCUGUCCUCGUCUCGACCCUGAUAUACUCCCAUGCUGGAGGAUUCUCUUUCUCAUGUUUGGUAUCUUGCAGUGUAGGGAUUCUGUUUCUUUUCACUUUCCUCAGAUCUUAACAAUCCAUGUACCUUUUACUAUUAAACUGUCUAGCGUAGGAAGUUGACUUGGC
Penicillium canescens is the source of this 3045-nucleotide messenger RNA. RefSeq lists its product as uncharacterized. The transcript has 3 exons. Gene Ontology annotation, cellular component: cytoplasm; nucleus. Gene Ontology annotation, molecular function: mRNA binding. NCBI's taxonomy places the organism in Eukaryota, Fungi, Ascomycota, Eurotiomycetes, Eurotiales, Aspergillaceae. The coding region runs from base 255 to 2060 and encodes 601 amino acids. The record is from RefSeq and is a predicted model, not a curated record.